AUUUGGUGGCGGUAUGGGCGGCACUCAUCCGCAUCUCAACGCUGCCUUGCAUCCGCAUCACGCGAUGAGUCAUUGGUAUCACAACCAACACCCUCAAGGCUUCGUGUCAGCUGGACCGCCUCCCCCCGCACCGCCCCCUGCCGCUUCAUAUCACCACCAUAUGAGCUCGCUCAGUGCUGCCGGUCUCGGUCUCACGUCAAACGGAAUGGCGGGAUGGCGGUCGGAGUACACGUGAUAAGGGUAACUAGAAGACGUUCAAGGAAUUUAUUUAUGAAAUUGUUUGUAGAUAUAGCGUGUAAGAAAAUAAUUUUAAACGUGAUCUUUGACGACUGGUCGAAAAGUUCUCUGUAUGUUUGUAUUUAUUGUAAAUUUUGUAAAGAAUACCAAAAUCCAGCGAUCUUUAGACCAGUCCGUAAUGUAUAAUUAUAAGUACAAAAAAUGAUGAGCGUUUUUGUAAUGUACUGUAUAUAGAUGUUAGAUUGUUUUAAAUAAAUCUACGAAUUGUAAAUAGGACAGAUUUGGAAGACAAUGUGCAAUCUACACUUUACUGUAAGUAUUCGGAAUUUGCAAGACAGUUUGAUCUUUCUCUGUGAGAUCUUUUGAAUUUUUUUUCAGCCUUAUUGUUGAGGCUUCGUGUGAUAUAACUCAAGUCACUAAUCAGUUCAGGUACUAACAAAUGCUGAAAUGUAUUUAUUGAACAAAAUACGAAUUGUCACAAUGCAAUUACUUAAGUGAAUCUACUAGGUAUGUCUUAGUACUUGUUACCAAAAAGCUCGAUAACGGUAAGGAUAUUCGUUUAGCUUGAAGUUAUACGUUCGUCAGAAUCCAUCCUAAUUUGUACUGAGUACUCGUGGGUUACCCGACAGGCUUGCAAUAAAAAUAAGAUCAGAAGCAUUUGUUUCUCUUCCAAAAGCUAGGAAUAGUUUGCAGUGAUAUUUAUCGUUUACUCCCGGUUUUCCGAAAACUAACUAAUUUAAGACUCAUAGAGAAUUUUUCGGUGGUAGGAGGACUGUGAAUUAAGGGAUGAGACCAAUUCUUUCUAAAUUUUUCUAUUCAAAUAUAUACUAAAUGCAGCCUUUUCAAAAAAAUGUACGGCUCGAAAUGCCUUCAACAUUUUAUCGCCGUAUACUUCCAUGAUAGCAAAUGUGUUUACAAGUUUUUUAUCAAAAUUCAAACAAUUUUGGAUGUUGGAUUUCAUAUGUCACUUAGCAUAAUUACAGCUUUACAUAUAAUGUGACCCCAAAAAACAACGACGUUCUGGAGUUUGCUCGAAAUACGAAAAACUGUUUCACAUAACAAGCCCUACGGACAACCAAAUGACUCGAUCGAGUUCUAACUUGUAAUGAAGACGGACCACAUGUUCCCUGUUGACCGUCCAAGUCCGGUGUGUCCAGUGUUGCCAGAUUGAACUCCUCUACGUUGCCAGUCUCAUCACUUAAUCUACAGACCUCGUAUGUCCCUAAAUGGUAGUUAAUUUUGGUCGCAGGACCGUCUAACCGCAAAGUCUGACUUAUUUUACUUUCGCUGUAGUGUUUAACACAAGGGACAGUGGCGAGGCUCAAAAAAUGCAGAGAACAUGACGUUGUGACACGGCAAACGAAUCUACGUGCAACUGCCAGUGAACCUUUAGGUGAUAAUUAUUCAACCUGAAAGUUAAUUUGUGGCUGAUCCGUACAAAAAAACGUGUAAUUAAGACCUUAUUGCAAGUCUGCUAUACCCGCGACGAUCUGUAGAAAAUUUCUGAAAGAAUUGCGAAAGCUUUAGGUUCGGUUUGAAUUAUAGACUGCGAAAUGAUGUAAAUACAUAUAACAUUGUGAAUUGUACGAGAGCCGACCAAUUUUUAUUAUCUUGAAAAAUGUUUGCGAAUAACAUAUUUAUUGUGUAACAGAACAUAGAUUUAAAAAUGUAUGCCCAGUAUUUGGCUUUUCUCAACGGAUCCAAGAAAUUGGAGGAAGCAGUUCCUUGAUUAGGAAACCAGAUUGAUCUAGCACUGCUUUAUGGUCGCUGUCUGUUGAUACGAACACCUCAAAACCGUUUAACGUAAAUUGUUUUUUUUUUUCAUUAAGCUAAUGUUUCAAUGGUACGUACAGCGCUUCGUGGACAAAAUUCGCGAAUCUUCAGAAUCUUAUAGGAAACGCACCCAUUUCUAUAAACAUAGUGAUAGCAAGAAAGCAAAAUGACCUUCGGAUUGUAGAUAUUUCUCUCCAGAAUUGGUUGUUAGACUCCUCCACGUGCAUAAGUGCAGUUUAUCAGCUAUCCGAUCUGAGGUUUUGGAAAAAACAUACUUCGACAAGCUGCUUAUUGGUUAUGCUGAGUAUUACUAAAAGAGGAAAAUUACGAAACAGUGUAAUCGCAAGCAAACGCAGUUAAAAUGUGCUGCAAAUUAAAAAUACAAAGUUUGAAUAAUUUUGGUCUGGUCAACAGAAAUUUAUACACAUUCAACUACUACCGAACUUUCUAAUUAAAAUAGUACGAAAAUAUCAACCAUUAUACAAAAGAUGUACUAUUCUUUGAAUAAUUUUAUUUUUCAUUACACUUCUUUUCCAGUGAUUCUCAAAAAACUCGUCGACGGCUUCUUUUAGUCCAUCAUCGGACUCAAAACGGCGUCCAUCACGAUUUUUGUUUAGUAUCCUAAAGAGAAAAAAGCCCGGAUUGUAUGAAGGUUGGUCUAUCUGAACGAAGCU
Molecule: messenger RNA, 2684 nt
Organism: Acanthoscelides obtectus
Lineage: Eukaryota; Metazoa; Arthropoda; Insecta; Coleoptera; Chrysomelidae
Source: the annotation of a GenBank genome assembly